UGUAAACUGCUUCUCAGUUCUGUCCAAACAGAACGUGAAUUGCUUCUGCGUUUGCUAGCUCUCCGUGCUGGUGUCCCCUCGGUGCUAAACAUUCAUGUUGUGUCUUUAGCCGCCCGUCCUUUUCAAACAAACUAUUUUAACGAAGAAUGAGUGAUAACGAUGACAUCGAAGUCGAUAGUGACGAAGAAUCACCGAGGUAUCACUCUGUGGCAGACAAACGGGCACACCACAAUGCACUGGAGCGCAAACGUAGGGACCAUAUCAAAGACAGCUUUCACAGCCUCCGGGACUCGGUACCCUCCCUGCAGGGAGAAAAGGUUGGUAAAGCUCAGCCUCAGUCUGCCAAACAGGCAUCUCGAGCUCAAAUCCUAGACAAAGCUACAGAGUACAUUCAGUACAUGAGGCGAAAAAACCACACGCACCAACAGGACAUCGACGACCUGAAGAGGCAGAACGCGCUGUUGGAGCAGCAAGUUCGCGCUCUGGAGAAAGUCAAGGGCUCCACGCAGCUUCAGGCCAGCUACUCGUCGUCUGACAGCAGCCUGUACACCAACCCCAAAGGCAGCGCCGUGUCAGCGUUUGACGGCGGCUCUGAUUCAAGCUCCGAGUCAGAGACGGAGGACCCGCCCACCAGGAAGAAGCUGCGCCUGGAGGCCAGCUAAAGCUCCGAUUGGCUGAAUCCCCUCUAAGAACGGGUCGGUGGGGCACAAGAAAGGGCGAGAGAGAUUCACCCUUCAAAGCUCUCUAAGCUCACUCCUUCCACAGCCUCUCGUCUCCUAAAACGCCCUCUCUCACCGCCGUCACCAUCACCUUUUCUCCUAGAGAGGAAGCAAGCAGGGAGGAAGAUGGAUCAAUCUUCAGGUUUCCCCAGCAUCCCCCGCCCUCCUCCCUCUAGUUGGUGUCUCUCCAUCAUCAGUACCCCCCCCCCCCCUUCUCCGUCUCUUAGCAACAACAAUCCAAAACUUAUAAAAAGGCAGCUUGGCUACUUAAAGACUUGAUGGUUUUUGUACACUUGGUAAACUCCUCCCCCCACGGGGUGGUUAUUGGGGCAGAAGGCGGAGCCAGGUGUACUCUUCCAAGCACUGCUUUAUUAAAUAUUAUUGUUAAUUUUUGUUCUUAAAUAAACUGUUUAGAAUUUACACACACACACCUAGAUUAAUUGUACUGGAAAGGUUUACCAUUUUAAAGUGAAUUCGUAGCUCCCCUUUUUUCCCCCCACUAAUGAAUGUGAAGAUGCUUUGAGGAGAUGUAAUUCCCACCUCAGGUCCACUGGAGUGCAGAUGUUUUCUGCCAGACACGCGUAACAUAAGAUUAUGUAUAAAGUCAUGAGUUGUUUUGUUGAAAUUGAUGUUUCGAAGGAGAACAUUCCUAAAUUUGUAUCGUAUUUUGUCCUUUAGCUUCAGUAGUGAAAGAUUUAGGUGGCUGAAUACGUAAAGCUUCUCAUUUUUAUAUAUUAAACAAGAAAUUGAUUGGAUGUUUUCAAUAUUUCAAAAAAUGUGUUCAUGCAUUUUGUAAUAAUCACUUAAGUUAUGAAGAAAAUGCCAAUUUUGUCACCGGUAGUUUUUGUUCUCAGUCUUGAAUGUGGAGCAGUAGCUGCUGGCGCCUCCAGACCAAGGAGGUGUAACCAGUCCCUGUCAGUGAGUCGUGAUCUACACAGGAAAACCAACAUUGUUGAACCCCCCCCCCCCCCCCCUAAGAAAAAAUAAACAAAAAAUAAUUUUUUAAAAAGAUGCAGGUUUUUUUUUUUGCAUCUCUAGGAAACGUGUGUGUAUGUAUAUUUUUAUUUUAUUUCCAGCUAGGAUAUAAUUAGUGCGGUAGGUCUUUGUCCAGUUCCAUUCCAUGGAAAUUACAAGUAUGUUGUACAUACUGCCAACAAUUGUCUUGCAAGUUGAGGCCUACAUUUACUAUGAGACUAUAAAAUAAACUAUUUUAUCCUUU
Molecule: messenger RNA, 1938 nt
Organism: Nothobranchius furzeri (turquoise killifish)
Lineage: Eukaryota; Metazoa; Chordata; Actinopteri; Cyprinodontiformes; Nothobranchiidae
Gene: max
Product: myc associated factor X
Biological process (GO): positive regulation of transcription by RNA polymerase II
Cellular component (GO): RNA polymerase II transcription regulator complex
Molecular function (GO): protein dimerization activity; DNA-binding transcription factor activity
Source: RefSeq, a predicted model, not a curated record